GGAGUGAGGGGAAGCGAAGCCGUGCGCGCGCGCUCCUCUCCUUUCCCAGAGGCCGGGCCACAGCGCGCGCGGCCCCGCUACCCCGUCCCCGUCCCCGACCGCCUCUCCUCCCCUCCCGUCCCGGAGACGCCGCGUUGCGAAGCGCGCCCCCGCCGAUCGCGUGGUCUGCUCCGCUCCGCUCUCCCCUUCCAUAUUGCUGCAGCCCAGAGCACGGAGCCCGGGUUGCCCCCGGGGGGGAAGAGGAGAGGGAGAGGAGUGGGAGAGGCAGAAAGAAGAGCCGCUGGGCCCCAGGCCUUCAGGGGUGGGGGGUGGCGGGGGGAGCCUACGGCCCCAGGCGAGGAGACAAGACAGGGGUUCCCCCCCCCCGCCCCGGCACCGUCGCCGCCGCUCGGGGCCUGGGCUUCUCGACUGCUCCCUCCGACGGGGAGAGAGAGAGGGAGGGAGGAAAAGGAGGGGGCCGCGCCCGGCUGCUCGGCUCGAGUCCCCCCCCGACACUCCCCUCCUGCUCCGGCCCCCGGGGACGGAGAAGGGGGCAGCCCCCUGAGGCAGCCUUCCCGGAGGGGCGAGUGGCAAGGCCGGGCAGCUUCAGGAAAGUUUGAGGCGGCGGCGGGCGAGAGGGGUGGGGGCGAGACUGCCGCGGCGCCGGCGGGGGCUUCGGUUCGGGAGGCAGGCGCUCCUAUGGCCACCGAGGUGGAGUCGCUCCCGCCGGGCAACCCCCUCCUUCAGGCCGAGGAGCACGGCGGGCUGGUGAUGAAGCAGCCGCCGCCGCCGGCGCCGCCGCAGCAGCAGACGCCGCAGUCCGAGGGGAAAGGAGAGCCUCUGGACGAAGGCGCCCGCUCCUCUCGGCCGCCCGGCUCGGCUAAGGCGUCCCGGGACGACGGCCCCCCGCCCGAGAGGGAGAGCCUGCAGUUGCCGCCGCCGCCGCCGCCCCGGGCCGAGAGUGACGGCGGCAGUGGGAGCGAGGAGGGCGGUGAGACUGGCCGCCGCGAGUUCGUAGAGGCCCCUCCGCCCAAGGUGAACCCGUGGACGAAAAACGCGGGACCUACGGCCUUGGUCACCGUGAACGGACAGUCCCCGCCAGAGCAUUCAGCUCCGGCCAAAGUGGUGAGGGCAGCCAACCCCAAACCUCGAAAAGGUAGCAAGGUUAGUGAUUUUGGAGAUGCUACCAACUGGCCCACACCUGGGGAGAUAGCCCACAAGAGUGUUCAGCCCCAGCCCCAUAAGCCAGCUCCACUUCGCAAACCACCCCUGAAGAAGGACAUGAAGGAACAGGAAAAAGGAGAUGGGAGUGACAGUAAGGAAAGUCCAAAGGCUAAGUCAGAUGAAUCUGGAGAAGAGAAAAAUGGGGAUGAUGAUGGCCAGAAAUCUGGACAAAAGAAGAAAGGGAGCAAACACAAGUGGGUUCCAUUGCAAAUAGACAUGAAGUCAGAUGUGGCCAGAGACAAAACUGCUUUACGUACCAACCGCCAGAAUGAGCAGCUUCGCCACCCGUCUGCCAGCCGUGGUGAGGUCAAAGGACUGAGCCAAGGCCCUCCCUCUUCCCCGGGGUGGCAUCCGGACAACAAACAGGAAAGGGCCUGGCCUGACCAUGAUGAGACGUCAAGCGUGAAGAGUGAGGGGGGAGCCAUUCGGGGCGCGUUCCGGGGCCGAGGCCGGGGGCGAGGCAGAGGCCGGGGCCGAGGCCGGGGCAACACUCGAUCCCACUUUGAUUACCAGUAUGGCUACCGAAAGUAUGACUGCUCUGAUGGCUCUCGAACCCCCAAGUACCAAAGUAACAUUACUUAUUACUUUGACAAUGUGAGCAGCAAUGAUUUAUAUAAUGUGGACCAGGAACUGCUGAAAGACUACAUUAAGCGACAGAUUGAAUACUAUUUCAGUGUGGACAAUUUGGAGCGAGAUUUCUUCCUACGGCGUAAAAUGGAUAAUGACGGUUUCCUUCCCAUCACCCUCAUUGCCUCCUUCCACAGAGUGAAAGCCCUCACUACUGAAGUGGGCCUCAUCAUCCAGGCCUUAAAAGAUAGCAAGGUGGUUGAGAUUGUAGAGCAGAAAAUCCGAAGGAAGGAGCAGCCUGAGAAAUGGCCCCUACCAGGACCCACGAUGACAGAUUAUUCCCAGACUGACUUCUCUCAGCUCAUCAACUGCCCCGAGUUUGUGCCCCGACAGAGUUUCCAGAAGGAGACAGAAUCAGCCCCAGGUUCUCCACGCUCGGCCACCCCUGUGCCAACUAAGACAGAGGAGGUCAGCAACCUAAAGACGCUACCAAAGGGCCUCUCAGCCAGCCUGCCAGACCUAGAUUCAGAAAAUUGGAUAGAGGUAAAGAAGAGACCUCGGCCCUCUCCAGCUAAGCCCAAGAAAGCAGAGGAGCCCAAGUUCCUACAACAAACAGCUCCACUUCAGCAAUUGAAAUCCAAGGACCAAGAUGAGCCAGAAGAGUUAGACUUCUUGUUUGAUGAAGAGAUGGAACAGAUGGAUGGGCGGAAGAACACCUUCACUGACUGGUCAGAUGAGGACUCGGACUAUGAGAUUGAUGACCGGGAUGUCAACAAGAUCCUCAUUGUCACACAGACUCCACCUUACUUACGGCGCCAUCCUGGGGGUGACCGUACUGGUAACCAUACCUCCCGGGCCAAGAUGAGUUCAGAGCUGGCCAAAGUUAUAAAUGACGGGCUCUUCUACUAUGAGCAGGAUCUGUGGACAGAGAAGUUUGAGCCCGAGUACUCCCAGAUUAAGCAAGAAGUUGAGAACUUCAAGAAAGUAAAUAUGAUUAGUCGGGAGCAGUUUGAUACAUUGACCCCUGAGCCCCCUGUUGACCCCAAUCAAGAAGUCCCACCUGGACCUCCACGAUUCCAGCAAGUUCCCACAGACGCCUUAGCCAACAAACUGUUUGGUGCCCCUGAGCCCUCAACCAUUGCCCGAUCUCUGCCAACCACUGUCCCUGAGUCACCGAAUUACCGCAACACCAGGACUCCUCGGACCCCCCGCACCCCUCAACUUAAAGAUGCAAGCCAGACGUCCCGAUUUUACCCAGUGGUGAAAGAAGGAAGAACGAUAGAUGCCAAGAUGCCCCGAAAAAGGAAGACACGGCAUAGCUCAAACCCACCUAUGGAGUGUCAUGUGGGAUGGGUCAUGGAUUCCCGUGAGCACAGGCCCCGGACAGCAUCCAUCAGCUCCAGCCCUUCUGAGGGCACCCCAGCUGUUGGCAGCUAUGGCUGCACCCCACAGUCACUACCCAAGUUCCAGCAUCCUUCCCAUGAGCUGCUCAAAGAGAAUGGCUUCACACAACAUGUCUACCACAAGUAUCGUCGGCGCUGCCUUAAUGAGCGGAAACGGCUAGGCAUUGGCCAGUCCCAAGAGAUGAAUACCCUUUUCCGCUUCUGGUCCUUCUUCCUCCGGGAUCACUUCAAUAAGAAAAUGUAUGAAGAGUUUAAGCAGUUGGCCGUAGAAGAUGGCAAGGAGGGCUACCGGUAUGGUUUGGAGUGCCUUUUUCGAUAUUACAGUUAUGGUCUGGAAAAGAAGUUCCGACCUGAUAUUUUCAAGGAUUUCCAGGAUGAGACUGUGAAGGACUAUGAAGCGGGGCAGCUGUAUGGGCUGGAAAAGUUCUGGGCCUUCUUAAAAUAUUCCAAAGCCAAAAACUUGGAUAUUGACCCCAAACUUCAAGAAUACCUCGGCAAAUUCCGACGUCUAGAAGACUUCCGAGUGGAUCCCCCCAUGGGUGAGGAAGGCAGCCACAAGAGGUACGCAGCACCGGCAGGAGGAGAAGUCAGGAAACGGUAUCCGUCCCAGUCUUCCAGCAAACCGGUCACAGCGCCCAGCCAAGCCCAUGUCCCACCUGCCAGUCAGUCUACAAGGGAAGAUGCCAAAAUAUCAAGCCAGCCCUCAGACAUACAGACUUUGGGAAAGUAAAGGGCUGUUUCCCAUUUGGACUUGGGGAAGGAAGUAGACAAAGAAGGUUAUGAGAAUGGAGAGGUUGGAGUGAAGGUGGACAAUCCAAGAACAGGCCACUGUAGUGCACACAACUUGACAAUAAGAGACUGGCUUCUGGCCACUGUGAUGACCCAUCAAAAGGAGACUCCCAUCCCCACCCCCUACUUUUCCCUCACAAGUCUUCAUGUCUCAACUUAUUUGGCCCGGGGUGGGAAGGAGAAGAGUUUGAGAGAGAGAGAGAGAUAUAGAUAUAUAUAUAUAUAUAUAUAUAUAUAGAUAGAUAUAUAUAUAUAUGUGUGUGUGUGUGUGUGUGUAUGUGUGUGUGUGUAUGAGUCUGUGUGUAUAUCUAUAUGAGAGAUACAGAUAUACACACACACGCAUAUAUAUAUGUUUUUAAGUUAUUGACAGAAUUUCGUCCAUAUUACCAAAAUCACUCUUCAACUCUACAGCUGGCAGCCCACAGCCCCUGCUACCUGAUCACAGAGACUUUUUCCUCUCUUCUGUCCCAUCAGUUCUACUAUGCAGCCUGCACAGAGUCCUAGAGUGCCAUCCCACCAACCCAUGCCCAGGCUGGCGUUAUCCUGUGGAAACUGCCAAUUUCACAGUCAAGCGGCGAUUUCUCCCGUUUGAGAGCCGUAGACCUGCCUGGCUUCUCGGAGAAUGAUCUUCACCUUCAUCUGGUGGCCUCUACCACCAUUCCUUAGGCCUCCUUUCCUUUGCCCCCUUCCCAGUCCUCUCAUCCCUGCUUUGCCCUUCGGACCUGCAGACCUUGGAGGAGGAAACCAAAGGAUCCGGCCUGGGGCUGGCCCAGCAAGUGGCUGCUUGGGGAGGGAAGGCAGGGCCCUUCCCUUUUCUCACAUACACUUUCCAGUCCCUGACCCUUCCCCAAGCCCAGAGAGACGCUGCUCACUGAAGAAGAGACCCUGUUAAAAGAUGAUUUAUUUUAUUUUACUUUUCUGUCCCUUGAAAAAUGACAAAAAAAGGACAAAACUUACCACAAAAGACCAAAAAAAAACCCCAACCCCAAGCCACAAAAAGCGACUUCUUGCCCUUUGUUCUUUUGUCCUUAAAAAAUAAUAUUUAAAAAAAAGUUGCCUUAUUGUGGAGUGGGGAUUUUGACACACGCAUGGCCUGUUUUCCUCUAUGGAGUCAGAAAUCUGGCCUGGGAUCACAGACUAAAACUGACUUGACAUCAGGAGUUCUUGCUCUGGUCCUUGGCUGGCUGGAUACAAUUGAGUUUCAACGGGCUGGAAAUCUCCCUUGGGACUGAGAUACCACCUGCACAGCACCCUUCUCCUUCCACCUCCACCCCCACCUCCUGUGGCUAGGAAGGAGAGCCACAGCAGGGGAAGGGCCGCUCCCCCUGGAUACCUGCAACGUGUAAUUUGAAGCUGACAUUCUCUGUAUGUACUGUGCUGUUGUGCCACCCCCCAUGCCGCCCCCUGCCUUUCUUUCAUAUGCCUCUGGAACCAGGGUCCUGAACAUCCGUUGAGAAGAUGUGGGCCCCAGAGUGACACCCCUUUCCCCCAUCCUCUUGAUUUCGAUCAGGGAAGGUGGCAGCAUGGGUGCUGCAGAAUCAAUGAGCUCUAGUCUUAUGUCAGCUCCUGCCUUUUGAACUCCAUGUGCUUCCUGUGGCAGUAGUAGGGGACAGAGCAUAUCCUCUGGGUGGCUUGAGAGGUAGGUUGAAUUGGCCAUAGGACUAUUGAAGACAAAGUUCCCUUUGUCCGUGUCCCCGUUUGCUUCUGCCUUCUGGAAUUUGUCCAGUCUGUGCAGUGUGGAACCAUGGAGUAGGCUUUGGCCUCCCCUGGAGGCCAAGAUAGUUCUCUCAUGCAUUUCUCAUGGUACAUACGUAUUUGGCCCCUGCCUUUUGUCCUGUGCCUAGCUCCCUAACUGCAUAUCUGCUUGGCCUUUGGCCUCCCCACUCCCCAAAGGAAAAAUGUAGCUACAUUUGUGGGAAGGUGGGAGGAGUGGUGUUACAAAAGUCAGAAUUGGGAGAAUCUCCCAGGACAAACCACCCUGGCCAUAUGGUAAAAGCUACAUGUGGACUUGAUGCUCUAGCAGCCACUCAGCUGCUAAUCAUUUGUCAGGUUUCUGGGUGAUGAUGGGACUAAAAGGAUGAGUGGAACAGAACUCUCCCAUCAUGAGCAAGGAUGGGUGAUGGAUAGCAGUUUGGUGUCUCUGUAAUCAAAGAAGGGUGGAGGAAAGGAAAGCACAAAGGGAAAUGGAUGUCUUCAGCACUCUCAGUCUUACAAUUAAGUUCCCAUCCCCCAUCCCCACUUCUUCCCCAAGCUCUAAAGUUCUUCGUUUGUAGGUCCAAAUCAAUAUUUGGAGGGUAGGAAACUAUUUGAUAGAAGAGCCAUUGACAGAAUUAGCCUCUGUAGUCUAUUGUUGGACUGGAACUAGCUUGUCUGCUAAAGGGGCCUAAAACAGCACCCCAUCUUUUAUUUUGUUCUCAGCUGCUCCCUCAUUCUAAAAGCAUCUUGUGUUUUGUCCUUUCUGUUAUGUGUGGCCUAGGAAUUGGUCUAUAAGCUCCUCCAACUCUCUGGGAGCCCAUUCACAUCUAAGGCAACAGAGUUGGCAAUGGAGGUGAAUUUGCCUAGCUUUCAUCAGGGCAAGGGCUUCUGAGGCCCUCCUAGCCCUGGUCUGGUGCUUGCCUUGGCAAUGGACUCCACUGGGCAUUUUCCCCACCUCCAUUCUUUCCCUUCAGACUGACCAGCUCUGGUACUGUAUCUCUGAUGCCACAGUAACCUCAAAGCUCAGUCCUCUGCCAUACUUGGGGUUGGAAAGCAAGGACGGCCAGGAUUAGCUAGAGGCAGGGUAACUUCCCACCUCGGCCAUCCUACAGUGACUGGAUACCCAGGUGGCCUGCUGGGAUUUCCCUGUGAUUUUCCAUAGUCUCUACUUAGGUCAACCACCGGUUUUCUGCAUUCUGUCCCUGGGCCCAUGGUGGGAGUCUUGUGAAACUGCCCCUUUUAGUCUCCUUGACUCCCUACAAGGAAACACCCUGAAAGAAUGUGCUCUAGGUGGGAAUGUCAGCACUACAUCUCAGCUCAUGGGUGGGGGGAUGGGGAGUUUUUUUUUUUUUUUUUUUUUUUUAUUGUUUUAGGGUUAAUGUUUCAAAGAGUAGUUUACAUCUUCACUUUUCUGAAGACACUUGAAUCUAGGACCGACUUAUCUGUGACAAGCAUGCCAGGGGGGCUAGGACCUCCAGGCCUGCCCUUCCAUCUUCCCUCAAGAACCCCAAGACCUGAGUCACAAAGCAGCUCUUCAUUUCCUCCCACAGCGCCCAUCCCACCCACCCCAUCCUCUACUCUACAAAACAAAGUUGUAACAUGUCCUGGAUGGUUUCCACUUAACUUUCCCUAGGUUGGCUUGUUCCAGUAAGAACUUUGGUAUUAGCGUCUGAAUAGUGCCUCUUGUCCAGUCCUACCCUUUGUUCUAGUUUGACAACUGCUUACCUUCCCUCCUGGUUUGUCUUUGGGAGAAAAUGCACUACCAAUUCAGAUAUUCCCCCCACCUCCAUCCCUAGCCUGGGCAGCUGUGACUCAGACAUGGAUUGGUGCUGAGCCUUCUUAGGAAAAUUGUUUUGUUACAUUAUAACUUAGUUUUUUCCUUUUUGAAAUUUUGCUUUUGCAACAGGAAAAAAAAAAGCCCUGGCUGCUCAGAGAAGGGAGAAGCCAGCUCACCUGGGGCCAGGGAUACAGGGGUAGAGGGGACAAGCAGGGGCCAAUGACUGAGCUACACAUGUUUAAUUUAAUCAGAGCUCAGGCUGAGCAUUUCAUUAAGUCUGGCUUCUUCCAAAUUGGAAUCCAUUGUUGUCCCAGGUCAGAAGGGGAUUGAUUACUUAGCUUCCCCCUCAAAAUUAAGAAAACAAAACAUCCUUUUUCAGCCAUGUUGAUGGUAAAGGCAAAACUUAUAGCCUGUUUCCCCACCAGAGAGGAAAACGUCCAGCUUUGCUGUAAAGGACCCACCUUUCCCUGAUAGGACAUAAUCUUACCAUGUGCUAGAACAUCACAUUUAAAAGGACAAAAAAAAAAAAAAAAAAAU
Sarcophilus harrisii (Tasmanian devil) is the source of this 7971-nucleotide messenger RNA. It is a transcript of the gene LARP1, whose product is annotated as La ribonucleoprotein 1, translational regulator. Gene Ontology annotation, biological process: positive regulation of translation; mRNA stabilization. The transcript has 19 exons. Gene Ontology annotation, cellular component: cytoplasmic stress granule; cytosol. Lineage: Eukaryota; Metazoa; Chordata; Mammalia; Dasyuromorphia; Dasyuridae. Gene Ontology annotation, molecular function: RNA cap binding. The record is from RefSeq and is a predicted model, not a curated record. Bases 679 to 3903 code for a protein of 1074 amino acids.